Hypanus sabinus (Atlantic stingray) is the source of this 3113-nucleotide messenger RNA. Its product is annotated as leucine-rich repeat-containing protein 74A. The transcript is spliced from 14 exons. NCBI's taxonomy places the organism in Eukaryota, Metazoa, Chordata, Chondrichthyes, Myliobatiformes, Dasyatidae. The record is from RefSeq and is a predicted model, not a curated record. The coding region runs from base 1 to 2040 and encodes 679 amino acids. Gene Ontology annotation, molecular function: calcium ion binding; protein binding.
AUGGACCCAUGGAAUGGACCCAGCUCACACUUGCUUGUGCUUCGGUAUCUCUCCAGCUCUUGCAUCAAUAUGGAUCAAAGCACCAGUGUGGCCGACUUAGGAAGCAUCGACUCCCUCUGUGAUGAAACCAUGGAUAAGAUCUUGGAAAAGGCGAGCGAGGAUGAUUUUGAUACUGAUCUGGAAAAUGACGUGAAGUCCACGGGAGAAACUCCAAGCGAGGAGCAGAUCUAUCGCCUGGCAUGUGAGGAUGUGGGAGUCAGCCCCAUGUCUUACUUCAUUCGACAUCACAAGGACAUUCGGCUUAACCUGAACUACCGCUGUAUGUCAGCCAAAGCCCUGAAGGCCCUGUCCAUCGCACUCGUGACCAAUACAGCGGUGACUAUACUGGACCUGGAACAUGAUGGGAUUGAUGCCGAGGGGGUGCAGUACCUGAUGGAAAUGUUAGCCGAGAACUGCUUCAUCCAGACUCUGAACUUGUCCAACAAUGAGCUACGGACUCAGGGAGCGAAGGUGCUGUGCAGAAAACUUCCACUCAACAUCUCUCUCAAGUGCAUCAAGGUGGCAGGAAACAAGUUCACCAACAGUGAUGCUGCGUUUUUUGACGAAGUUUUAUCUGUAAUCCCAGACAGUUUCAACGAUGUUGAGCUCAGGGCUCUGUGGAGGCCAUACCAUCUGUUGCAGAACUCCUCGUUCUCCUUUUCACUGAAGAUUAAUUUCAGAAUUUUGGAGCUGGAUCUUAGCUACAAUGAGUUUGGAAAUAAAGGAGCAGAAUUCUUGGGACACAUGUUAGCAAACAAUGAAAGUUUGGAAAGAUUGAACCUGAGUUGGAACCAAAUCCAAACACAGGGGGCCGUGGCGAUAAGUGCAGGAUUACGGAUCAAUAUCACCCUGAAAGUCCUUGAUCUUUCCUGUAAUGGGUUUGGAAAUGAAGGUGCGUUGGCCAUAGGAGAGACUCUGAAGUACAACAACACCCUCCUGGAGCUCAACCUCAGCACCAACCACAUCAACAACGAAGGGGUUUCCAAUCUGUGCAAAGGACUGGAUGUCAAUGACAAUGUGAAGUUUUUGUAUCUGAAUAACAACCCUAUAACUGUGGAAGGUGCCCUUCGUCUUUUGGAGGUCAUGCAAAAGAAUGACAAGACAAACCUGGAAACAAUCAGCAUUCAAAAUGUACUGGUGAAUGAAAAGUUCAUGGAACUGCGAAAGGGAAUUACUGAUAAUCAUCCACAGUUUCAGAUUGAAAUUAGAGGGGUUGGUGGCUUUGUGUCAGGGGGGAGAAUCCACAGACUUGAUCCAAUGAAAGUGAUCCAGAAUUAUCUUGACAAACGCAAACUUCGCCUCUCGGAUUUCUUCCGGAACAUGGACAAAGCAGGAAAUAUGAGCGUGCCUGUGUCUGACUUCCGAAGAGCUUUACAGCAAUUCAACAUUCCGUUGGACCUCAUCCAGGUUGAGGAACUUAUCAACAAGCUUGAUAAGGAAAACACAGGAGCAAUUGACUACAGGAAUCUGGUUAACACCAGGAAGCAGAUGAUUCAGGAGCACAGGGAGCAACUCCGCAGGGAAGACAGCAGGCAGAGGAAGGAGAAACAGAAGGUGCAGCGGGUGCUGAUGACGUUCAGAAAUGUAAUAAAGGCUGUCACCCCCCAUGGCUCUACUGUCAUUUCAUCGAGUCAGGUUAAGCUGCCAGACAUCCAACCACUCAAAACCUCGAGCUCCCAGCAUUCAAGCUCCACACCGUUAAGUUCAUGGCACCAUGUGGUGGGCUCAAAUAGCAGUCGGCACUCAAUGCCAACUCUGAACAGUGUUCAGGUACACCAGCAGUUCAGCCAUUCUAGGAAAAAUCCAUUUGUUUCCACUGCCAGGGUGGGAUCUUCUCCUGCAACGCACUCAACUUUCCAGCCCAAAUCACGUGUGCAUUCUCUGUCAUGUCCAAGUAUGAUCUCCAAUAUAGAGAGAAUUCCUGCAGCUGGGUCUAGCCCAGCUACUUCCUUUCACAUCAUACAAGCAGCACCGCUGAGGGAGAUAAAGACUAAAAGAUAGUGAUGGUGAAACCUGUCGGAUAGGAAUCCAUCCUAAAUUGUCUGACUUCAGUGAGAUCAGAUCUCACAGCAGUGUAUGAUGCAUCAUUUAUUAAUCAAAUUGCAUUUUCAGACAGAAUCAGGCAUCACCCAUCAAGUUGCUCUGCCUUUCAAUCACGGCUAAUUUUUUCAACCCCAUUCUCCCACUUUCUUCUCCUAACUUUGACUCCCUUACGAUUCAAGAACCUCUUCCACCUAUCUCUUCCCAGCUUCUUACUUAUCCCCAUCCCUGCCCACCAACUUCCCUCCUCACCUGGAUUACCUAUCAACCUUUGGCUUUUACUCUUUCCCCUUUCCCCACCUUCUUCUGGUUUGUGGCCCCUUCCUUUCCAGUCCUGAUGAUGUAGCCCAAAAUGUUGACUUUUUAUUCCCAAUUAAUGCUACCUGACCAGCUGAGUUCCUCCAGCAUUUUGUAUGUGUUACUCUUGAAAUCCAGCAUCUGCCGAAACUUUUGUGUUUAAGAACCUAUUUGUCUCUGCCUUAAUUACACAUGACUUGACCUCCACAGCCCUCUUUGGCAACAAAUUCCAAGGAUUCACCACCCUCUAGCUGAAAAGCAACUUCUUCAUCAGUUUUAAAAGUACAUCCCUUUAUUCUAAGGCUGUGCCCUCAAAUCCUAGACUCUCAUGUCCAUUCUAUUGAGGCAUUUCAUACCAAAUAAAUUUCAAUGAGAUCCCUUACUCCUUUCCAAUUCUUCUGAACUCCAUCAAGUAGAGUCAGAGUCAUUAGUCAUUCCUUAUACAGUAUGUUAGGGCUUGCAUUUGUAGAAUUAGUCCUGCGAACCUCUUUGGGACCCUCUUCAGGCUCACAUCCUUCCUUACAAAUAGGGGACAAAAUUAUGCACAUUAUUCAGAUUCAUUUAUUACAUAUACAUUUGAAACAUACAGUGAAAUGCACCAUUUGCAUUAACCAACCUAGGGAUGUGCUGGGGGCAGUUUGCAAGUGUCACCACACAUUCAGGUGCCAACAUAGCAUGCCCAGAGUGCUCAGCAGAACAACAAAGAACACAACAAGCAACACACAACAGCAAAACAA